Suillus plorans is the source of this 3417-nucleotide messenger RNA. RefSeq lists its product as uncharacterized. Lineage: Eukaryota; Fungi; Basidiomycota; Agaricomycetes; Boletales; Suillaceae. The record is from RefSeq and is a predicted model, not a curated record. The transcript is spliced from 13 exons. Gene Ontology annotation, molecular function: 5'-flap endonuclease activity. The coding region runs from base 1 to 3417 and encodes 1138 amino acids.
AUGGGAAUACACGGACUAUGGGAGCGAGUCACUUUAUCUGCUGAAAACCGAACUCUCAAGGAACUCGCAGUGUCAGAGCUGAAGACUGAAGACGUCGAAGGCGACCACAAGCUCCGAUUAUUCAAGAUUGGGAUUGAUGCUAGCCUGUGGAUGCACAGCGUCUGCGCUGUCUUUCGGAUCAAUCAUGCAGGAGCUGGAAAGUCGCCCGAAUUGCGGACAUUGUUCUUUCGACUGCAGACACUGCUGAAGCUGCCGCUGCAUGCAGUCUUUGUCUUUGAUGGCCUCGAGCGCUUGCCAGACAAAGGUCGCAAGGUUAGAAGCAGCCCCCACUGGCUCACCUGUGACUUCCAGCGCAUGCUGGAGUUGUUUGGCUUUCACUGGACUGAAGCCCCAAGUGAAGCCGAAGCAGAGCUGGCUGCCAUGAAUGUACAUGGUGUCAUCGAUGCUGUGAUGACUGAGGACAGCGAUAUCUUGAUCUUCGGAGCUCCAUGCAUCAUUAGAAGUGCGAAAAACGACAAAGACUAUCUCAACAUCCAGGUGUUCACGGAGGAUGGCCUUGAACAUGGCUGCUCAUUAACCCGAGGAGACCGACUGCUAAUUGCCCUGCUCGUAGGCGGUGAUUAUGAUGGUGGUGUGCCUGGCUGUGGUAUUGAAAUCGCGCACAAGGUGGCACUGCACAGUAAAAUCGGCCAGAUGAUGCUUGAUGCCUUCCUCACAAUGACGCCAGAUGAAUUCUCUGAGCGGGCUAAGGAGCUCGUUGAGGAUCUCCGUACCCUACUUUCUACUAAUCCUUACAAUUCGCUUGAGCGCAGGUACAAGGCAGUUGCGGACCACAUUCCUCAAGGUUUCCCUCAGCGUUCAGUAGUCAGCAAGUAUGUUCACGCUUUCACAUCUUUUUCGGCCGGUGCAGCUGCAUUGCCCUGGGACAUCUCGUUCUAUCAACCAGAUCUUGCGAAUCUUGCGGACUUUUGCCGUCAGCAUUUGGGCUGGGAGGAUGAUGUGAUCAUUGAGAAGAUGUAUGGGGGCAUAUGGGAGGGUACCUAUCUACGUGCGCUAUGCAAGUUGCCACAGCGCUCAACAGACCAGCCAAACCUUCAGCCGAAGCUCAAAGUCCUUUCUCAGUCGACGCUUAUGGCUUUGAGGCAUGACAUCGACGUUUACAACAUUAAGGUUGACUGUUGGCGCUUGGGGCGCAAUACUCUGGGAAAUGCAGCUACUCCUGGGCAGUUGUCUGCCAUGUAUAUGCAUGUUCCAAAGAACAUGACACGGCUAAAGAAAAAUUCUACCGAAGACAAACAGCCACCAGACACCGUUCACAGGCGAAAGAAGAGAUCGGCUGCCGAGAAGACAGCGUUAGCAGAUGUACAGAGGUGUAAGGAACAUGGUAUCAAAACUCACCUCCAGGCAAGCAACACGAGGACGAACUAUGCCGGGCAUGUUCGUCGUGGACGGGAAUGGCUGGCAAGCCACUUUGAAAGUUCUACUGUCAGUGAGACUCGGAGGGAUGACAUCUUUCAAGGCUCACUCGUUCCGCUGCUCACAACUGCUGAAAUAACUGCCGACAAUGACGUGUAUGAGGACCUUGCAUUCAAAGAUGCAUUUGAGAACGUACCGAACAGGUGCUCUGACAAAGCACUUGCGCUGUACAUGUCCCUGAAAGGAUUCCACGAGAACCUCAGCAAAACUACGGUUGAGAGCAUCCGUUCAGCAUUCAAGAAGAUGUGGGAGUUAUCAGAUGGCGAUACCUAUCGUGGCAAAUGGCACUUCAACGAGGCGAAACAGCGCUGGGAAGGAAAUCCCGCUGAUUCUGCAGACAUCUACGAUGUGCUGUCGUCCAUCAAGCAUAAGGCAAGUGCAGAGGGUGGAGAUCGGACUCACUCGAUGGCGAUGACGAAGGACUACAUGGAUCGGGCAUUCCGAUGGCACCAGGCUGCAUGUCCGCUGGAUAUUGCCCUGCAGAUGAUUGAGAAGGUGAUGAAUGGCGCUCAGCCGUCAGAUAUUUGUCUAGACUUAGAAAUGAGAACGAAACUCACCCGCCAUCUCGAGCAAGUCACAUUCGCAUCAAACGGAUGGACAUUAUGGACAAGGUGUUUUGAGCUUGUCAAACUGCAACGAAAGGACAUCUCACUCGAUACUACUGUUUUGGACGGUGUGCUCAAGACGUACCUUGCAAAUGAGACGCUAACACUGAGUAAGUGCACGCCGUACUUUGAGAUCUUUCUCGUGAACCGGAAGGGGUGGCAGAAAAAGGUAGACAAAGGCCAAUGGGAGGCGGACUUAAGAUCAAAUCAUUACAAGAUUUAUCCACGGCCUGAUGCACCAGCGUGCGACAGUUUCUUUUGGACGAUGAUUUGGAUCAAAUGGCUCGAAUUAUUCCAUUAUGGGCGCACCCUCCUGCCAAACGACUUCCUCUUUCCUGCCAUGAGUGCAAAUGGUGUUAUGCAUCCUGGACAGCCGAUCUCCCACGAUACUGUACAAAAAUGGAUCAACGAGUCUACUACUGGCGCUGGAAUCCGUGGUCAACGGUGGACACUUGCUAAAGUUCGUUGGUGGGGUGGAUGGGCUGAUGGCGAGCAUCGUGACACACUCGUUCGCUACCUUCUCGACGAACUACACUCAUACGAAACCGACUAUAGUGAUGCCCUUUCCCCCAUCUCUCGUGGCGCUGAUGCCUCUCUUGCUGGUGAACAUGCACUUACCAGACCAGCGUCCACAGAAGAGCUUCGCAUGGUGCACGCAUCUGUUGCGGCAGAUGUCAACAGCCUGCGCAAUGACAUGCACUCCCUAACAAGUGUUGUAGUGCAGGCUGCCUGCAGCACAGCAAUCGCCCUCCAACACCUCAAUUCAAGCCACCGCUUUACCAGUGUCUCUGAGUGUGCCUCCCGCACAACGACUCCACCAUAUACCACUCAACCUGUCGGAGGAGCACCCACCACAGCCGAACAGCCACUCUCACCCAGACCCAUUGUCAGUCCGAUGCCUACCGUGGCCCUAUCCACCUCCAGCACAUCACGACGGCCCCGAGCCUCCACCACGGUGUCCAGUUCACAGAAACUCCCUACACCUGGCCUCGUGAUCCCUCGGGUUCCAGUCGCUCAUCCCAACGGCACUUCCAGCCCAAAGAACAAAUCCUGGAAGGAAAUUGUCGAGCACUGGCUUGUUGGCGAUCAGGACCGAGGACUGACAACACCAUUGAAGGAUUGGCCAAGGGAGUGGUACCAAGGUGCCAAUAGACGGUUCGCGUCAAAGUACCACCAAAGGGCGACCAUCGCGCUGGAAUUCAUCAAUCAGUAUGAGUCAAAUGAGGCGCACUUCCUUGCAGCCUAUCCAGAGGCUGAGCUCGGCCACACACAACUUCUGAAGGCCGUGAACAAGGCACUCGCUGCACGAGGGGACCGCGUCUCUCGCAACAAAUGA